CUCAAAUCCCUCUUCUUUGCCUGCCGAUCGAUUCACUCAAAACCCAGUUACUUUUUUCCCUUUCUGCAUCGUGUACCAAGAACCCAGUUACUUUUUCCCCUCUACGCCGAUUUCAACUCUCGCUUCGCCCUCGAUUCCUGGGUGUGCAAACAAUAGCGAUUUCAAGAUGGUAAGAGUUUAUGGAUUAUGGGGUUGUAGCUUCUCUUCUCUCGGGUCUGAAGGAGAGCAGUGGAAUUAAAAAAGGCUGCAGGAUCCAAAUUGGUUUGUGGGAUCGAGGAGCUGAGAUUGUCUGAACUAGGCAAUCCGCCAUUUCAUCUUCCCGCCACACUGAUUUCAAGAUGAGUUUAUGGGUUCUGGCCAGGCAUAUCGAUUCCAGGUAGUAGAUAUCGGACGGAGGUAAAUGGGUUUCGAAUAUAUUGCUGGACUGGGACAACAGCAAUUUGGAUCUGGGCGGCGACGAGGAGGAAGGAAGCUUCGACCUCGACACCAACGAUGGCGUUGGUCCAAUCCCUUUCCGUCGAGAGCUUGCUUUAAACCGCGCCUUGUGGGUUCGCGGUCACGGAUGCCUCUCGAGCCUGACCACCCUAUCAUCUACGUCAAUACUGUAUUUGAGAAGAUUACUUGGUAUCGUGUUGAGGAGGUGAGGUGCUCGGCCGCAACUGGUACGUCUUUUCUAUCCCUUUGUUUUUGCUAAUUCGGAGCUUUAAAUUUUGGUUUAGUUCCUCGAUUUCUCCCUGUUCGUAGGAUGGGGUGCGAUAUUGUUCUCGGGUGUUGGCCAAUUUACACUUCGGAUUUGAAGCAAUUUACCCUUCACGGCAGUUGCUUUCGUUUUCAUCCUAGCGUCGCCCUCCGGCCAGCCUCUGUUCCCAACUAACCUGUCAUCGCCCCCUCAAAUCCAAGAAUAUACCGGCGAUCCAAAUUCCAGUCUCGGAAUCAGAAUCCGCCCACCCAACUUCUCUGCUUCUGAAACCCAGGUUCCACUGAUUCCCCUCUCUGUUCCUGUUUUAGCGUCCUUCUUCUGUUUGAAUCCCAAAUCCGUCGGAUUGUUAUUCUUCCUUUGUUCUUCACCCCGGCUCCCACUCUACUUCUCCAGUUCUACGCCAGGCUACCAUACAGCUUGGAUGAAGGAAUUACUAGCCAGGUUCGAUCGAUGAUCGUCUCACUGUGAAGAAGGGUUUCUCGACAACGGUUCCCACUUCCCAACCUCAUCUACAAUUGGUACUUACAGCCUCCACGAGAAAGAAGUGAAUGGGGACGGUGCGUGGCAAACGGAAUGAGGAAGGUGUUAGUGGUUUAUCAUUGGAUCAAUAAUGCUAAUCCCUCUUUUUGUUAUACUAUAUUCAGCUGCACCGUUUUCAACUUUCUUUCCCUGCCCUUUUAGUGUGCUAAACCAGUAACAUCAACCCCUUUCAGGUAAAGGAUCUUUCUUAUCAAUUCUAAUCCUCUGGUUGUUUGUGUUCAUAAUCGGUCACUCCAGAGCACUGGUUCAUCGUAUCAUUGCAACAGUUCCUCCUCUCUCUAGAUGUAUAGCUUUACCAGACUUUACUCCUCUAGAUUCAAAAGAUCCAGGGCAAUGAAAAGCUAGAAAGUAGUCAUUUAAACGGUACCUUAAUUCCCCGAUAAUGCCCCUGAAAUUUCUAGCAUUAUUGGAGUAAGUUAAUUUUCCAUUGCCCUGGAUCAUUACAACUCCAUACCUUAAAGAGGAGUACUGAUAAUGCCCUACUAAUUUCCUGGUAAAGCCUGUUAGAGGACUAAUGUUGUUCAAUACACAUAUUUGUCAAACUAAAUUUCCCGAUAAAGCUACAGAAGAGUAGGGGUGCAUUAUAGGAGUAAUGUGCUAUGAGGAUAUUGUCUCAUACUCUACUGUGUUUUUCCAUUUCUGCAUUUCAAGACACUCAUCUAUCAGUGUAGUUCAAUGAUUAAUUUUAACGCAUAUUCGCUUUUAACCUCGGUGAGUAAUAUAAGACUGUCAUCCAUCAGUUGGUUCAAUACCUUGACCAUAUGACGCUUUUACUUUGCUACCUCCCAAGCCUCGAAGUUAUACUUGUAACUUGAAUUGUCAAGAUUUGCAUCCGGUAUUUUACCCUUAAGAGCAACCUAAUCAUAUAUUUAUAUCUAUUAGUUUCUUAUAGCAAGCUGGUUUGUGUUUUCAGAAUCAUAUGGAACAUUCUUUUUAAUGACAGAUAAGAGCAACAAGCUGGACCUAUGAAGACGAGAAACAUUUUGCAAAACCUUGCACAAUUGAAGAACUAUACUCAUUUCGCAAUAUCAGAUGCAUCUGGUACUCAUUGCAUAACUUUUAUCUAUCUCAGAGGUACUUUUCAUUCGCCUCAAACUGGUGCAUGCAUGGGGUUUUAUUAACUUUUUUCACAACUUAUAAUUUCAUUCGUUUACUCGGCACUUUUAAGCUUGCACAUAUAUCAGAAGUGAUUUAUGCUUGAAAUAGUACAUUGUUGACACCUGUGAUUGCUAUUGAAAAGGGGACAUAGAAGAUGAGUAAUUUAUGGCCACUCAUUGUUCCCAAGCUUCUGGCUACACCUGUACUGCGAGCAGCUCCUAGAACCUAUACUACUUUGUAUUUGCUGCACAUGAGCAUUGAUUAUUCACAAAAACGAAGGAUGAGCUUAUAGUUGCGGCUUUGCUAAUCACUUGGGUGGAAAGUAGGGAAUAAGCAUGAUACCCAUCAUUUGGAACUUCCAUUUCAUUUUCAUGUGUUGUUCUUACAGUAGUUAGUUGCGGGUGGUCUCCAUAGGUCCAGAACUUCAAAAGUAAGCACUGGUGUUCUAAUUGCAAGUUGAUGAGGUUAUUUUACGUUUGGGCUUUUGGGUAUUUUCGGAUUGGGUUAGGGGUGUUUUUUUCCUUACGGUUUAAGUUUUCCUUUUGUGUUUGGGAAGGGGUAUUCGGGUAGGAUUAGGUCAAGUCUUAGGCUUUUCUAAGCCUAUAAAUAUAUACCUUUGGCAUUAGUUCCGUAUCAAUCAAAUAAAUCAAAGGUUUAUAGACACCAACGUCUUUCUCUCGCUUGUGAGUUACAAGCAAAACCCUUGAAUCGUGGGUUACGGUUCAUCACAAGUCAAUAAGCAGUAGUGCUUAUUCAACUCUUUUUGAUAAUAGUGAAAUCAUUUUAUUAGGAAUUAAGAAAACUACAGAUAAAAAAGGAGUUAAAAAUGAACAGGGAUUCCCUAACAAGUAGAUCAGAUCAAUUCAAUAAGAAGUUCCCCAUGUCAAUUUUCAGCUCCUGAUCUUGAAAGAUAAUUCUUAUGGAUUCUCACCUGUUAACUCUUAGAACUUGGUGGAAACCAAUGGAUUUACGCAUGCUAACUCUUGAAAGGCGCUCUUUGUCCAUCAAUCUGCACUUGCUUUGUCACCUAACAUGAUUGAAAGCUCAAGGCAUCGAUUCUGCUUCAACAUUGAUUCUGUUGUAAGAGUUUCCAGCUGCUAAUCUUGCUGUAUGUUUGUGAUGAGCGUCGAUCUUAGCAUACCAGCCAUGUUUACAUUAAUUUGUAUAAGUUAUACUUCCUCUUGACACUAUUGUCAAUGCCUAAUGAUUGGUACAAGAUUUCAUGGCCUGGAUGUCUCACGUCAAGGAAGUAGAUGAUAUGUGUGUUGGAACUUGCAUCUCUUUGUUAAUAAUUCUUUUUCCCCUUGCCAACUUAUGAAUAAGUGGUUGAUAUACUAGGUUGUUUCGUAUAGUUUGCAAAAUUAGCUAGAUGAUAAUGAUGUCAUUGGAAAAUUAACAUCCAAAUUGUGUUUUCUGGUUCUCCUUGAAAUUUUAGGAGUAUUUUGCCUUGGAAAUAAUUAAACCUUGAUGAAGUUUUUUUUUAUUAUGUUUAGUAAAUGAACUUGGACAACACGUAUCAAAACAUAUUUUCUUCUUAUUUCAUUCAUAUAUUUCAAUCAACCUUCUUGUAACGUAUAUGUGCUUAUUCUAUAUAUGUGCUUAUUCUACGAAAUUUGUUGAUUACUUGGCAUCAUAUUAUACAAUAUGAUUAUUGAGCAAAUCACAUUGUCUCCGUCAUGAAGUGUGGGCCAAUAAUGAUCUAGGACCAGCUCACCUCAUUUAUCUUACAUCAUUCAACAAUAAUGAUUUUUAUUCUAUUUUUUUAUCUUUCACUAUUUUUUAUGCUUAAUAUUAUGCUAAUUAGAUUUCUAGACAAAUCAUAAAUCUUGAGGUUUGAUUCAUCAACUUUCUGAAUUGAGCAUGUGACUUUAGAUUGGUGGGUGUUUAAAAUAGGCAUAGCUAAGUUAGUAUUCUUUGGUCAAUUGGUUGUUGUAGAAGAUGGAAAUUGACACUAAUAAGCUACAUUCCUUUGCUCUUAUGGAUUUAACAGAAUAAUCACGAAUACGAUAAUGGUUACGGAAGAAGUUUAGAUUCGGACAAAGGGAGGCUUCCCGAAAUAGAAAGAUACGAUCUAGAAUAGUCAGCAUCUGAAGAUUUCGGCUGGGUGUCCUCAACUUCAGAAGGUUUGAACAAUAGUUGAUGCAAUUGGAUUGAAGAUAAGAAUCGCUCGCUCUUUCACCCUCAAGAAAUUGAGAGUUGAACUGUCUUGGCCUUAAUCAAGCUUUCUACUGGGGAGCAUAGAAAAUGCUCUAGAGUGGUUGCUUCUAAAACACUAAUUGUAUAUUAAAUCAUUUUCUGUAUAAUUAAGCAACCAAGACCCUUGGCUUCGUGUUCACAGUCCUUGGGUUACCCAAAAUUAAAAACUCUAUUGUAUCUAAUUUGGAAUCCAAUGUUUUGCAUAUAACUUAACCUUUUUUUUAAUAAUGCACUGAUUAUAUAUAUUUGUCGAAAGGUCAAUUCCAUCAAUUGCUAACUAGGCUGACUUUGUUUUUAUUUUUGUUCUUUUAUUUUGGACACAUUUUGGUUAUCUUUAUUAAUAUAUCCUUACCAUUAAAAAAAGUCUAGCUUGAAGCUUUUGUAGUUUUUAUCUGCCUAUGUUGUGAUGCGAUGAAAUUAUUCUUACUUGAAAUGAAGGCAAACUUAGAGAUCAAUAUCAUUCAAAAUCAAAUAGAAAAUUGAAAAAUUUCAUUGUCAUUUCAUUUUGGGCAAAAUUCAAAUUUUGAAAAUGGGAGUAAGGAUACCUUUUUCAACCAUUGGAAUGUAGAAAUGAGCUUCAAAUUAGAUUUCACACUCUCGAACGAUGAUGAUACUCCAAAUAAUCGACAUAUCCAUAUAUUCUCUAGACGUCAUAUAGAAGGAUUGUCAACCAUUUGUACCCGUGGGUUUUUGUGGUAAAAAAUUUACAAUAACAAGUUUCUUUCAAAAUAAAAGUUUAAUAUCAAUUUUUUCACACAUAUUAAUCAUAAAAAAUACCAAUCUAGAGCAUACAAGCAAACCGCAAAUGAUCAAUACAAAUUGUUCAAAAUUAAAGAUAAACAUCUAUAAACAAUAAGAUUAAUUGAAAACUUCUUCUUCGUCAACUAAGUUUCUUCACUCUCCACUUCAUCAUAUCAACUUCAUUCUAAACAAUUAGAAAGAACAAAUUAUACAUGUCUCAACAAACAUAAAGAAUAUUAAUUGUUUAAGGAAGAUAUAUUAUUUAGAAUAUUAAAUAUACCGGAAAAGUAAUUAUAUGUGUGUGUGGGGGUACCCAUGGGGCGAGUUUACCUAAACCCAAACUCGACCCGGUAAAUAAUGUAGCGGUUUUAAACUCGAACCCGGCCCAUAACCCAUCAACAUGGGUUUUACCCGUGUUAACCGGGUUGGGUCGGGUGGAUACCAGUGGGUUCGGAUUCUGUUGUCAUCCUAGCUCCGCCUUCUCUUUCCCGUGGCGUAUAACAAGGCAAUUUAUUUUCUGUUUAAUUUUUAAAUUUUUUUUUUUUUUUUUUGGUGAAAAUUUUUAUGUGUGUCAUGCGGCAGGCGCAUGUGUAAUAAAUAGAGGCAGAGAUGAGUUGCUUACUCCCGCUGUUGAUUCCCUUCUGAUUAUGGUUUGGGCGACAUGGCGAUGGACGGGUACGUUGUUCCGGCGGACCCGGCCGUAGCGUCGGCGGCGACGACCCCCGCGGCUGUAGUGAUCGCCGCCGUGAAGAAGAAGACUCAGCCGGCGACCAGCUGGAUCCUCGUCGAUUCCGCCGGCCAGGGCACCAUCCUCGACGCCGACAAACAUGCAAUCAUGCACCGUGUCCAGAUUCACGCCCGCGAUCUCCGGAUUCUCGAUCCUCUGCUGUCGUACCCUUCCGCUAUUCUCGGCCGUGAGAGGGCCAUCGUUCUCAACUUGGAGCACAUCAAGGCGAUUAUCACUGCUGAGGAGGUAUUGUUGAGAGACCCAUCGGAUGAAAAUGUUGUUCCUGUUGUCGAGGAGCUUCAAAGGCGAUUACCACCUGCAAGAGAAGGUCAAGCGAGUGGAGAAAACCAUGGCACCCAGCAAGCUGAUGUUGAUGGGGGUGAAGAAGAUGAAUCUCCAUUUGAAUUUCGUGCUCUGGAGGUUGCUCUGGAAGCCAUUUGUAGCUUUCUAGCUGCACGUACAACAGAAUUAGAGACUGCUGCUUACCCUGCAUUGGAUGAACUAACUUCCAAGAUUAGCAGUCGCAAUUUGGAUAGAGUUCGUAAAUUGAAGAGUGCAAUGACAAGGUUGACUGCUCGGGUUCAGAAGGUCCGCGAUGAGCUUGAACAAUUACUGGAUGAUGAUGAUGAUAUGGCUGACCUUUACUUGUCGAGGAAGGCUAGCUCAUCUUCACCAGUUAGUGGCUCAGGUAUCGACUGGUUUGCUGCUUCCCCCACAAUUGGUUCUAAAAUCUCUAGGGCAAGCAGAGCAAGCAUGGCGACAGUUCAUGGUGAUGAGAAUGAUGUGGAGGAGCUUGAAAUGUUGUUGGAGGCUUACUUUAUGCAAAUCGAUAGCACAUUGAACAAAUUAACCACGUUGCGAGAAUACAUUGAUGAUACUGAGGAUUACAUCAACAUUCAGCUUGACAACCAUCGAAACCAGCUUAUUCAGCUAGAAUUAUUUCUUAGUGCCGGAACUGUAUGUCUGUCAAUAUAUUCUUUGGUGGCCGGAAUAUUUGGCAUGAAUAUCCCUUACACGUGGAAUAAGGACUAUGGAUACGUAUUCAUAUGGGUGGUAGUAUUAACAGGUAUAUUGUGUCUUAUCGUGUUCCUGGGAAUCAUGUCCUAUGCACGGUACAAGGGCCUGAUUGGAUCUUGAAGUUGCCUGCUCCUUGAUUGUUUUGGGCUUACUUCAUUAUCUACAACUGGUGCUGCAAAUUGGCCCUUGGUGAUGAUAUAUCCAUUCUUUAUGAUCAUGGCUGGGGCGGCUCUCUGAGCUUUCGUUCGUCAUGAAGAUGAUAGCUCUUAUUCUCUCACCGCCAUUAACGAGUUGGGUCUGAAGAUCGUACCAAUCCAAAUUAGAAGGGCUUGCCAUAUGCCUUUUGGUCUUUUUUGCAGGUGUUCAUCUUUGAGCAAAACAGCAGUCACCGUUCCAUAGAUGAACCGAAUCACUAGUGAACUUGGCUUCAAUAAUUCUCAAAUAAAGCAAAGCAACUGUAAACAACAGCAACAGCGGAUGGCAGCAGCAGAAACAUUUAAAGCUUAUCUUAGAAAUUUUUAUUAUGCAACUUGAUAUUGAAUUAGUGGUUACAAUAUGGGUGUGGAUUAUUCCAUUGUAAUAUGGAGCAGCUAGCUAGUUUGAUACGUUGGUCUAGUAUGACAUUAACAUUAUUAUAGAGCAUGAUGACAUUUAGAUUUAUGACGUGUCCUGAAAUGGUAAAUUUGUUAAGUAUUAUGAGCUAGCAUUGACUACCGUACCACUUAUAUUUUUUGUUGUGUGACAACUGACAUCCAUCUGGACAAUAGCCCUCUAAUCCAACAAUGGCACACUAGAAAUAGUUUAAUAAGGAUUUUCUUACAUUAUAUGGUAGGAUGCAUACUGUAAUAUGACUUGGUAUGUACUAAGUGGGUUGGCUGGACUUCAAUCUCGAAUUGGUCCACCCGCUUGCUAACGAGUAGGUCUAAUUAUGAUUUGUAGUCCAACCACAUUUUGUGAUUUGCGGAACACAUUUGGUCACUCAAAUUAUACAAAUCCUCCACGUUUACCAUCCGAAUUACUUUUUUUUCUUAUUCGCCACUAACUUUACGAAUUCUCAUCAUUAGUCACCGUUCGUUACACUCCGUUAAGUUUGUCCUAUGUGGCAGUCAACUAUUAAAGUUUGACCGUUAACUAGAUGACGUGAAAAUUAAUAAAAUUCAAAAAUAAUAAAAGUUUCCACUUUAUCAUUCCACUUACUUUGUCUAUAUGAAUUAUUUAUAAAAAAUAAUCAAUUAUAAAAAUUAAUAUCGCAGGAGAUCUUGCUCUGGUUCCUCAUGAAAGGGAUUCGGGUCGACGACCCUACCCCAAGACUGGAUUGAUUCACUUCGAAGUCGGGGUGGUGGACAAGCAGUUCAUUUUCUCCAUAUACGAGAUCCCCGACCAAUGUAUCGACGGCGACCACGGAGGUGGUGGUGCCGUGGUUGUCGCUGGUGUUGUUCCCUUCACUGAGCUUCUGUUCCUGUUGUUAACGUCGACGAACGGACAAUCUGAAUCCAAGUGCUCUGAGGCCAUAUAAUUGUCGGCCAAUUUAUUGUUGUUGUUUUUGCUCCGCAAGUACUAAUCUUUCUCCUUCUCGUCCAUCUAGCGCUUCUGAUCCUCUUUGUCGUCGUCGUAAUCGUCCUCCUGGAUCCCGGUGAUGAUCCCGAUGUCGGCAAACGCCUAGACAGGGGAAAGGAGGAGACGGAUGGAGAGGGAAAAAUGAGAAAGAAAUAAUAAUAAAUAAACAAAAUCAAAAAUAGGAGUUAAUAAAUUUCUGAUAAUGCC
Molecule: messenger RNA, 8783 nt
Organism: Linum trigynum
Lineage: Eukaryota; Viridiplantae; Streptophyta; Magnoliopsida; Malpighiales; Linaceae
Source: the annotation of a GenBank genome assembly